Messenger RNA from Salvia hispanica, 1068 nucleotides. RefSeq names its product bidirectional sugar transporter SWEET1-like. Gene Ontology annotation, molecular function: sugar transmembrane transporter activity. Lineage: Eukaryota; Viridiplantae; Streptophyta; Magnoliopsida; Lamiales; Lamiaceae. Gene Ontology annotation, biological process: carbohydrate transport. Gene Ontology annotation, cellular component: membrane. The record is from RefSeq and is a predicted model, not a curated record.
UUAUUUCUGUUACACAAAACCAACUUCUCCCUCACUUCUUGCUUUCUCAUUAUAUAUACAUACAUGUAUGUAUGUGUUUACAGUUUAUAUAUAUGCUGUAGAGUUCACUCGCACUCACACACCAAUUGCUCUUGACAAGUAAACACAUCUAAGAAGGGAGGAAAAAUCCGUUCUUGAUUUGAUUUUUUCAGAAAAAUGGGGGAUGUUGUGCACUUUGUGGUUGGAAUUUUUGGAAAUGCCUUUGCUCUGUUUCUUUUCUUGGCUCCAUUGAUUACCUUCAAGAGGAUUGUGAAGAAGAGGUCUACAGAGCAGUUUUCUGGAGUUCCCUAUGUCAUGACUCUGCUCAAUUGCUUACUUUCUGCUUGGUACGGCAUGCCCUUCGUGUCGCCUAACAACCUGCUCGUGUCGACCAUAAAUGGGACGGGGGCAGUGAUUGAAAUAGUAUAUGUGUUGAUCUUCAUCUUGUUUGCUCCAAAGAAGGAGAAAACCAAGAUUCUGGGGCUGUUCACUCUAGUCCUCACGGUCUUCGCUAUGGUUGUUCUCGUUUCCCUCCUCGCCCUCCAUGGCAAUGCCAGGAAGCUCUUCUGUGGCAUUGCUGCCACUGUCUUCUCCAUCAUCAUGUAUGGCUCACCUCUAACAAUCAUUAGGUUGGUGAUCAAGACAAAGAGUGUGGAGUUCAUGCCAUUCUUCUUGUCCUUGUUUGUGUUCUUGUGUGGCACUUCUUGGUUCAUCUUUGGCCUUCUUGGAAAAGACCCUUUUGUUGCUGUUCCGAAUGGUUUUGGGAGCGGAUUGGGGGCGGUGCAGCUGAUCCUGUACGCGAUAUACCGGAAGAACAAAGGGGCGGGCGGGGAGGAGUCGGUGGAGAUGGAGAAGCAGAAGGCCAAACCCCAUCAACAGAAACCAAGUCCAGCACAUGAGCAAGUCUAGGAUUGUAAACAUACCAUACCACUGUUAAAGGCUUUGGUACUAUCAUGUUUAGCUAUGCCAAAAUUUGACAUUGUCUUUUAUCAUUUUCAGUUUGCAUAUUGAUGAAUGAGAGCCUAACAACUUGGCCUUUGGUUUGCUUAA